Molecule: messenger RNA, 2829 nt
Organism: Ooceraea biroi (clonal raider ant)
Lineage: Eukaryota; Metazoa; Arthropoda; Insecta; Hymenoptera; Formicidae
Source: RefSeq, a predicted model, not a curated record
CAAAGCUUCUUACGAGCGUGGCGUGAAGGCAAGGACUCUGAUAGUACACAAUUAUUAGCCUGUUUUUUAUUUAUACGUCUCAAGGCUAUCAGAAGGUAUCAGCUACAGCCUUUUGUAUCAGAUAACACGUUCGUCGGACACAUUCUAUGCGCGAACAGAUAGACAUCGCGCAUCGAUCGAACACAAAAGCUCGAAUUGAUUCGUAUCGCGUAUCCACGUAUUGCCUUGUCAAUUAGAGAAACGUAUUUUCAUCUGAAUCAAGAUCGAGCGAGCGCCGCCGAGAAUUAGUUUUUGCAGCGGCGUUGCACCGAUGCGCGAUAUCGCAGUGGUUUGUUUCUUCUUUGUUCCGUUCCGACUUUCCGAGACGUCAAGAUGGCCUCAUGCCUCUGAUCUAAAUACCGUGCGUAUCGUGCAUUUCUUUUCCGGCACCGACGAAUGUAAAUUCCCCUGGACUAAAUUGCGCGCGUACGGAAAUUGCGCUGGUCGAUUGGACUUCAAUCGGCCGUCGAGUAAUUCAAGCGUCAAGAGUCACCUCGGAAAUCGUAAAAAUAAGUCUCACUGUUACUGUUGCGAUUACACAUCGGCUUUCAAUUCCGCGGAGAUAAUCGCUGAGCCGAGAAUAUUAACUCUCUGGCACGGGUAAGCUCGUCGAUAAGCAUCGCCGUCUCGCUCGCCGAUAUACAGGGUGGCCGGCAUUAAUGCUUAAUGACAGAUUAGCCAGUUCGGGGUCGGUCUUGCGUCUUAAUGAUUCACACUCGUAAGUAAUUAAGUAACGAUUACAGAGCGAACCGAGGACGCGAAUAAUGUAAUUACAUCUCGCGAUCAAUUAUCCAGUUAGAUUUGAGCUCUCGGUCCGCUCGGCGAGUUGAGCUUUCAGACACCGGAAACUGCGAUCCUGCGUAUAUCACGAGGACGGACUAUUGUGACAAAGAAUCGGCCCGAUUGCGGAGACGCGCGUCACCAAAGGUUAUCGGAGCGCGGUGGCGAUAAGCGCUACCGCACACAAGCGACGGGGAUGCCUCGCGAAGGAACGGAUAACGAGAGGGUCGACUAUCGGGCCGCCAAAGCCGACGGCCGUGCGAUAAAUAAUCAUCACAAGGCAUGUGAUAUAUCUGCAAGCACGAGACCGCGAAUUCGCUGACACAAAGGCGCAUCGAGCCGGCUCUCGCAAAUAAGAGAGAGAGAGAGAGAGAGAGAAAUCGGAGAACGUUACGAUUUUUGCAAACGCGUUGUAAAAUGUUUUUAACUUAAUCGUCGUAAUCGUGAACGUUGGCAACCGGAAUUUUCUGUAAAGAGAAAAGAGCGGAGUAAGCUGCCUCUGUUUUUUUGCGAGAACUUUCGUGCGAUCAUUGCAAAUAUUAAUUAUAAAUCCGUACGUAAACCGUACGUGAUAAACUCGCGUUGAGAUUAAUAAUCAUUUUAAUCAGACUUUUUCUUAAACGGAAGCAAAUAUUUGCGUUCACAGGGACUGAAUUAUGUCCAUCUCGAUCGCAAAUAUUCCGACAGCGACAACAGGAUGCAGAAGAGAGAAGAACUCUCGGACGAGAUCACGGAGGACGAAGCGGAGGAGGAGGAAGCUGACGAAAUCGGGAGCGAAGAGAAUGCGGCGAUGCAGGAAAUAAACGCGAAGCAGGAGAAAGAUCAGUGUGAGCACGGGGACGAGCAAGAGGAUGUGCAGAUUGGGAAAUGCGCUGUUUGUCACGUUAUCAUUGAUGAUACAAAUCUCGGUAGAAAUGUCGCUGAUUCCGAGCAGAAUUCACGCUGCGCCGAGGGCUAUCUGUUGUGUCAACGUUGCGUACGAAAGAUUUCAGCUCGAUCAGGCGCGGAUCUCCAGUCGCGAAGAUCGCGCGCGUGUUUUUCGCACGGAGACGAUGAACGGAGUGGACGCGUGCAGAUGUACUCGGGAAGAACGUAUAGCUCGCCGGUCGCGAUGUGCCUACAGCCUCCUCCUCCGUCGCAAUGGACCGGUAACUUCAACAGGACGAAUUCCAUCGAUGCAACUGGCGAGGUGAUAGAUUACGACGCCGUCGUGUCUUACGUCGUCGAUCAGAACGAUCCGCGACGUGAGAUUGAGGAAACGGAGAGCCGUGAAAAGCAGUACGGUGGAUACUCGGCGAGAGGAAACGGCGAUCGGUACGCUUGCGAGAUCAAACUGAAGAGUUCCUCGUCGGCCGAUUGUUCCCGGCGACCUAUACGUUGCCCGCGCCUCGACUGCUUGGUAAACGUUGCAUUCUCGGCGCUCACCCAUCACUUCCUCUUCGAUCAUCCCGAGGUGCCGAUCCUCUGCGUCGAGCCCGGUGCCGAAAGGACGCUCAUCGUCAGCUACGGAGCGCUCUCUUGCAACUCCAGCCGUUGCCUAGCCCUCUUGCUUGUGUCCGGGAAGCUCUCAGAUUCCGCAGCGAGGUUCUUUGGCGGUAGUCAAAUCCAUCCCAAGUACCGAAAUCGGUUGCCCCUACCAGUACUAGCCGCGCGUCUGCACAACAAUCACAGUUACGCGUGCUGCGAGGAGAUGCACGCUGGCGGCGAGGGCCGUUGCGAGAAGGACAUGAUCAUUGCUUGGGUGGCGGGACUGGACAUCAGCGACAUCGACAGGCUUCGCUGUAGCAUUCAGGCCGUGGACAGCAUCGAAAACGGUGCGUUCCGAUCGCUCACGUACACGGGCCCGGUGACUUCACUGAGGACCGCCCAGUGCCCGCGUGACGUCUUCCUGGCCGGCGACUGCAUAGUUCUCCACGAGGGACUGAUCGGCCACAUCACGUCCGGCUGCACCAGUCUCAAUGUAAACGUCGUUGUGCAUUAAACUCGCGUCAAGUCGACGUUACGUGUGUC